AUGUCAAGUUCAGAGCAGCCAAAAAAUGAAAAUGUAUGCAUUUACAGUGACCUUAAGCCAAUUAAAGUAUUCGAACACCCAGAUCAAGUAUCAAAAUUUAUUUGGGGCGUCAAUUCCAAUAAUGUUAUACAAAUAUAUUCACAAAUUGUCGAAUUAAUAACAGCUCACAAAAUAAUUAUCGAAAUGGUACUUCACAUGAUUGAUAUUUUUUCACAAAUUCAUGUUAAAGAUAUUAAAUUAUUUUCAGAACUUUACCAAAAGAUAUCAAACACAUUUUCAUACAUCCAUGAACCGAAAAAUAAGUCAUUAGCGACGCUUCUACACUAUAAAGGUUUCAAAUUUGAAAACUUCAAACCUAAAAUGAAAGAAGAAAAAAUUCUCAAUAUAUAUUCAACAGAAUCUCCUUUAUACUAUAUUGCAUGGGACAAAGUUGAUGAUCUUAAGAGUAAAUUCCCAAAUCUUGAUAUUAAUGAGAAAAUAGAUUAUGAAAUCACACCACUUGAUUAUGCAAUUAGAAAUGGAUCAGAAUUAUGUUUCAAUUACUUGAAAAAUUUAGGAGCUAAAUACACCGAUAACUCCGAAAAAUAUGCUGUUCAAGGCGGAAAUAAAGAUAUUUUUAUGCAAAUGAUAGAAGAUGGUAAAUCAUUUGAGAGUUAG
Molecule: messenger RNA, 657 nt
Organism: Trichomonas vaginalis G3
Lineage: Eukaryota; Parabasalia; Trichomonadida; Trichomonadidae
Product: protein ubiquitination
Exons: 1
Coding region: 1-657 (218 amino acids)
Source: RefSeq, a predicted model, not a curated record